AUGCCAAUCAGGAUGUCAAUUACAUCGAAUUCUUUUUUGAGAAUUAUGACCAAACUGAAGCAGAUGUUUUCCAAAUUUAUGAACUCUGAUGCUGAACAACAAGAGUUCACCAAGAGAGAAUUAAGAGACUUUGAAGUCGAAGAAGUAAAAUUCCAUCUCAAAUCGAAUGACAAUGAAGAAGUAGAAACACCCACUCUGACCAGGGACCUAUCUCUUUCUGAGGUUGAUGUUGUGUUUGGUAUUGAAGAUAAUGAAUACACUGGAAGAAACAAUUUCAACAAUGAAGAAUAUGAAACUGAUGGUGAAAUGAGUGACAAUGAAGGUGCAUACAGUAUUUUAAAGAAUAUGAGUAUCUUAGAAUUUUUUUUUGAGUGUGUUUCCAAAUUAGAUUUUGUCUACCGUUUCAUUAUAGUUGCAAUUACCUUAUUUGUCUCAUUGUAUGUCAUUGAUGAAGGUGUGGUAAUAUUGAUUUUGAUUGUCAACAAGAUAUUAGAAUUGUUUAAUGAUUCAUUCCAUCUUCCAUUGAGUGUUUCUGGACUAAAGCAACUGGCUGGAUUUGGUGGUUUAACAAAAGGAAUUAAGAAGUAUACUGAAUGUGGUAAAUGUCAUACGAUUUAUGAUAAUAAUGAAUCUGUUUCAUUAUGCUGUACAUCGCCUAAGUUUGAUGGUAGCUCUCUGUGUUUCACAACGCUGUUCAAAGCUGGAUCCAAGUCAAGAAUUCCAAAAAAGACAUAUAUUCACACUGCAAAAACAGAUCAAUUUCGCAUAUGUAAAGUAUACCUAAGUUCUGAUAGUCAGAAUAGGUAA
This is a messenger RNA of Phycomyces blakesleeanus NRRL 1555(-), 807 nucleotides long. RefSeq lists its product as hypothetical. The record is from RefSeq and is a predicted model, not a curated record. The transcript has 5 exons. NCBI's taxonomy places the organism in Eukaryota, Fungi, Mucoromycota, Mucoromycetes, Mucorales, Phycomycetaceae. The coding region runs from base 1 to 807 and encodes 268 amino acids.